AUGGAAAACCUCACCUCUGGGAGCUCCUUCCUCCUCAUGGGCUUCUCUAACAUCUGGGAGCUCCAGAUCCUGCAUGCUGCACUCUUUCUGAUGGCUUACCUGGCCGCCCUCCUUGGGAACCUCCUCAUCAUCACCCUCAUCACCAAGGACCAUGGGCUGCACACCCCCAUGUACUUCUUCCUAAAGAACUUGUCCUUCCUGGAUCUGUGCCUCAUCUCCAUCACUGUUCCCAAAUCCAUCACAAACUCUCUGACAAAUUGCAACACCAUUUCAUUCCCUGGGUGUGUUUCCCAGGUAUUUUUCUUCUUCCUCUUUGCCACAACGGAAGUAGCCCUACUCACAGUCAUGUCCUAUGACCGCUACGUGGCCAUCUGUCACCCGCUCAGGUAUGAGAUCCUCAUGAGCCAUGGAGCUUGUAUGCAGAUGGCAGCCUACUCCUGGGUCAGUGGAGGUGUCAAUGCAAUCCUGCACACAGCGGCUACCUUCUCCGUACCCAGGUGUAGGUCUCCUGAUGUUCACCAGUUCUUCUGUGACGUCCCACAGCUGCUGGCCCUGGCCUGCUCCUACAACAUUGGGGAGCUAACGGUCAUUGGACUGAGCCUGCUGUUGGACUUUGGCUGCUUUGUGUUCAUGGAUAUUUCUUACAUUCACAUCUUCUCCGCUGUGCUGAAGAUGCCCUCUAGCGCAGGUAGGUUCAAAGCCUUCUCCACGUGCCUGCCUCACCUCCUUGUGGUGACUCUAUUCCUCUCUUCUGGCUUUUUUGCCUAUUUACGGCCCCUGCCGCAAUCUCCAUCAACCCUGGACUUGCUAGUUUCAGUAUUCUAUACUGUAGUGCCACCCACUGUGAACCCCCUCAUCUACAGUCUGAGGAACAAGGAUAUGAAGGUGGCGCUGAGGAAGCUGCUGGUGAACAGGCAUCCUCCUUCCAGUUAG
Molecule: messenger RNA, 933 nt
Organism: Marmota flaviventris (yellow-bellied marmot)
Lineage: Eukaryota; Metazoa; Chordata; Mammalia; Rodentia; Sciuridae
Product: olfactory receptor 14A16-like
Biological process (GO): G protein-coupled receptor signaling pathway
Cellular component (GO): membrane
Molecular function (GO): G protein-coupled receptor activity; olfactory receptor activity
Source: RefSeq, a predicted model, not a curated record